AUGAGCACGCCUCCGGCCGAAAAGCUGCUGGAGGUGAAGCAUACCCUUCAUCAAGUGUUGCGGCGUGUGGAUUCAAAUGGCGAUGGCUACAUAGACAAAGACGAGCUGUACUAUGUUCUGGACCGGGUUGGCACAUUCAAGAAGGCUAAAUGGUCCAACUUGCACGAGACGUUAGACAGGCUGCUUGCAGGUUUGGAUACCAACGGAGAUGGCUUUGUGGAUGUAGACGAGUUCCUUGACUGGGUGCUGCUGGACAAGACUGAAGUAUCAUCUCUUCACACCCUGCAGACACGGCACAUUUUCCUUUCAGCAGAGGACGAGGCGCGGAUGGAACGGAUUGCCUUGUUUGACCUGGAAUGCCAGGAAAACAACGGCAUCCUUGCUCAAGCUGGCCUCUGCGAGCUCACGGAUCCGAAGCUUCUCCUGCUCUCGGUGGGCUCUUCCUCCACACAGGCGUACGAUGCUGCUGGCCUGUCGGUGUCUGUGCCGACAGGGACCAAGGUCGUCAAUGGCCAAGCCUUACAAGAUCUGAUCUCUGGUAUUAAGCAGCCAGCGCUGGCUUACCGGGAGAUCGUUCUGAUCAACUCGAUCGGGUAUUUGCUGAAGCCAAACGACCCCGUGCUUGUGGACCUCAAAGAGCUUGCCACAAGAAGUCCAGAGAGCGCUGCUCAACGCUUUCACGUUGCUUUGAAGGAGGCCUUCCCGUUGGCGCAGACACGCGUUUAUAAUCGAGCGAAGGACCCCCAGACCAAGCGCUAUAAGUUUCCUCAGCUUCUCAAUGAUUUCAGCUUGUCGUUGACCAAGGGCUGCGGCUUACCCGAAGAAAGUUUUGACUUCCAUCCGGACAUCAUUGUGGAUUGGGGCGGGUCAUCUUACAAGGUGUUCAUGGAUGGCAAGCGUAUUGGAACCGAGGUCAUGGAUGCGAAUGCAUUUCUUUGUGACGGCGACACUCUUCUAAGGGACCGUCUCCCGAUUGCAGUCAAAGAGAUUGAAGCCUGUGUUCUAGCCCUCCUACAAAGAGAAAUGCCGGAGCGCAGCGCCCACAAGAAGGUGCUGAUUGCACAAACCGGAAAGGCGCGUGAGCUUGCAAUGCGAGGGUGCAAAAUUUAG
Molecule: messenger RNA, 1110 nt
Organism: Symbiodinium necroappetens
Lineage: Eukaryota; Dinophyceae; Suessiales; Symbiodiniaceae
Source: the annotation of a GenBank genome assembly